Erpetoichthys calabaricus (reedfish) is the source of this 5571-nucleotide messenger RNA. It is a transcript of the gene fam193a, whose product is annotated as family with sequence similarity 193 member A. The coding region runs from base 198 to 4814 and encodes 1538 amino acids. The transcript is spliced from 22 exons. The record is from RefSeq and is a predicted model, not a curated record. NCBI's taxonomy places the organism in Eukaryota, Metazoa, Chordata, Cladistia, Polypteriformes, Polypteridae.
CUGUUGUAACGGCCAUAUUGGACUCAAGUCUGUUUCUGUCGCUUUGGAGCGCCUGGGUGACUUAGAAUUUUGGAGUGGCGAUUGUAGACUUACAGGGACGUGCUGUGUUCCAAGAUCAUUUCUGGAAAGCCGAUUAGAUCCUUUUCUUUCCCCUCCCUUCCCAAGACUACAAGGUUGUCUUUACUUGGAAGGAAAAGAUGAGCCCGACCGAUGCGAAACGAGGAGCGAAGCGCAGGAAGAACAAGCGGGGCGGUGGCAGCGGCACUAGUAGCUGCAGCGGCCCCGUGAGUAGCAGUGGCAAGGCCGGGGCUUCUGCCGCUGUACGGAACUUGCAAGCAGUUGGAACGGCAGUCGCCACUAUGAACCUCCUGUCAACUGGCUGUACGGGGAGUAAUGGCAGCGGAGCCGGGAACGUCGCAGGCCUGCAUGGGGAGGUUUCAAUGAAUGGCACUCAAUUUCCUGAAGCGCCCAUCAAUUCGGAGUUUACUGGCGUUCCCCAGGCUCCAUUCACGUUUGGCUUGAAUCACAGAGCACCUUACACAGCCGGAGAGCGGUGUUUGCUGUGUCGCAACGAACGGAAAGAUAUCCCCUCUCCAGAAAGUGGGGUGACGUAUUCCAACAAAAUAGCACUUUCUACAUCUCCCAAAACCAACAGCAUGCCUCAGUUACCUCUCUGGGUUUGUCCAGACUGCCGGCGGACAGUAGAGAAGGAGGAGCGUCACGCUGCGAUGGAGCAAUCACUAGUGAACCAAGACUACUUGUUGCACAUGCCACUUGGUAACAGCGGGUCACCGCAGGAGUCCACUGGAGGAGGACGGCUAACAGUGGGCCCUCAGACGGCGCCAACGCCGGACCUCAGCACUUCCACCACCGCAGAUACAGUGUGUAGCUGUGAGGCUUGUAAUGAGCGGAGGGAAAUCUCGGCAGAGUCUGAACGAGAGUCUCAGCAGCUCCAGAAUUACUGGUCAGAGGUCCGCUACAUGGUCAGGUGUAUUUACCGACAAACUGGAACGCCGCUGGCCGAUGACCAGGACCAGUCUCUGGUGCCAGACAAAGAAGGAAUGAAGGAAUUAGUAGACAGGCUUUGUGAGAAAGACCCCUACCAGCUUUACCAGCGGUUAGAACAACAAGCCCGUGAGUACGUACUAGAAAUGAAGGUCCGUCUGCUCAGACACUUAUCUGUGGGAUCCAAAGUCACGUCAGCCUUACAAGGCCCCCCACAGGCCCACCAGUUUAUCUCCUUGCUGUUGGAGGAAUACGCUGCACUCUGUCAGGCUGCUCGCACAAUCAGCAUCUUCCUUGUCACACUGGAAAAUGAACAUUUAAAAAAAUUCCAAGUGACGUGGGAGUUGCACAACAAGCACCUUUUUGAGAAUAUUGUGUUUUCUGAGCCACUUCUGCACAACAGUUUGCCCACUUUGGUAGCACAGUUACGGCUUGGAACGGCAUCUCAUGACUCCUAUAGUGAGGACAUGUACAACACCCUACUUCAGAGAUACCUUCAGCUCGAUCAGGAAAUGAAUCUGGUGGCUGUUGAAUGGUUGGAGUGUGAAAAGCGAAUAGAUGACUAUGUUGAUGAGCAGGUGGCGUUUAAGACAAAACAGCGCAUGCUGAAAGAAGACUGGGAGUUCUUUAAACAAAGAAGGUUUAUCGAAGAGCAGCUUACAAACACAAAGAAAUCAAUCACUGGAGACACUUUCACAGACACCAUGAGGCACAUGCUGUCAUCUAGGCUGAGUAUGCCCGACUGUCCAAACUGUAAUUACAGGCGCAGGUGUACUUGUGACGACUGCAGCCUUUCACAUAUACUGACCUGUGGCAUCAUGGACGCUUCAGUUCCCGAAGACGUUCAUGUAAACCAGUUACCGUUACAAGUGGAAUCGACUCCAGACUACCUCUCCGAAAUACGGCCGCCUAGCAUGUCCUCUGCAAGUUCGGGGUCGGGCUCCAGCUCGCCCAUCACCGUACAGCAACAUUCCAGGUUACUCCUGCCAGACAACACGUCCGCUCCCAGUUUUGGUAGCGAUGAGGAUGAUGAGGAUGAUGAUGAUGAUGAUGCCCCUCCACUGUCCUCUAAGUUUGCGGAUAUAUUUCCUUUAAACAGUUAUGAAGAUGCUGAUGUUGUUGCCAACAUGAAUGGAGUGCACAGCGACCUCAACGGUGGUGGAGAAAACAUGGCAGUAAAAGAUGAGUCUCCACAAGUGAGCAGCAGUAGCAGCAGCAGCAGCUCCAGCUCAUCAGAAGCGGAUGAUGAGGAGGCCGAUGGAGAGAGCAGCGGGGAACCUCCAGGGACGCAGCAGGAAGAUUUAGGUCCUGGAAAAAGAGCAACUGUGAAGGAGGAUCUAUCAAGAGAGAGCCCCCCGCCCUCCUACCCAAACCAGCAGACUGACCAAGUUCAACAUCCAUGUGAAUGUCAUGUUUGCAAGCAGGAAGCCCCAGGUUUAAAUUCUACAGCACUUUCGGCGGGGAGACUUGCUUCAAGCCACCAGUUUGUAACGGAGAAAACCUCUCAUCCGGCGUUGCACCUGUACCCUCACAUUCAUGGACAUUUACCCCUGCACACCAUAAACCACAUACCGAGGCCUCUUCUCCAUCCGAGUCUCUAUUCAAGUCAGCCGUUCACGCACAGUAAGGCCCUCCCUUCAGCUCCCACGUCUAACCAUACAGGUAAACAUCAAGUCUUCAAUUCUUCCCUUCAGGACCACAUAUAUCAGAACUGCUUUAGCAAUACCGCAGAAUGGAACAGCUCUUUAACUCCUUCUCUAAAGUUUGAAAAUAUUUGGGAGUCCACAGUAAUGAAGGACUGGAACCCAGCCAUAUUUCUCCAGGAGCCACUAUCAGGUGACAUGCUGAGCUCUGCUCUUCCAGAAGCACUACCACCCUCGUCCAACACUGAAACCCCCUCUUCAGAUAACAAGGAAAAAAAGAGCUUAGCCAAGAAGAAGUGUCUUUAUAAUUUUCAAGACGUCUUCAUGGAGCCCAACAAAGUCGUCAUGGCAACCUCUUCGGCCAUCUCCUCGGUUUCCUGCACCGCCACUACAGUCCAGUCGAGUAAUAAUCAGAUAAAAGUUUCAUCCAAAAGGCCCACGUCUCUAGGGGACGUAUUCCACAGUUUGGGCAAAGAUGACCACCGACAGCCCCCUCCAGCUGCACCUCGGAAUAGCCCCACAAGUUUAACACCCCUCUCGUCCUUAUCAGCCACCACGUUGUCCCCUGUCAACACGGCUCAUCUGCCUAAUCUCGGAAGUCAGCCCUUUCCAAAGACUGCUGCCAUUGCUCCUGCCUUUGUGGAUCCUCACCCAGGAAUUUGUCCCACCACCGUCACCCCCCCAGCCACCACAGAAAGUUCUGUCAGUGCCCCACCUAGCGUUUGCAGUGACCCGGACUGUGAGGGUCAUCACUGUGAAAGCAAUAAUGGCUAUGACCAUCAGCAGUACGAUGGAGAGGAGAGCCAGGAUGAGGACAGUUGUUCUGAACACAGCUCUAGCACUUCAACCUCGACCAAUCAGAAGGAGGGAAAGUACUGUGACUGCUGCUACUGCGAAUUCUUUGGCCACGGUGGGCCUCCCGCCGCACCGACAAGCAGGAACUAUGCAGAAAUGCGUGAAAAGCUGCGGUUGCGCCUCACAAAAAGAAAAGAAGAACAGCCAAAGAAGGACGACCAGACCCUCGAGCGAGAGAGUAUAGAAGACCAUCGGAAGGUGGAAGAUCUGUUACAGUUUAUAAACAGUGCAGAAUCCAAGCCCACCAAUAGCUCCAGAGCCGCAAAGCGCGCCCGCCACAAACAAAAGAAGAUGGAAGAGAAAGCCCGUGUUGAAGCUGAAGCAAGGGAGCGAGAACAACAGCAGCUCCUGGAAGAGCAAAGGCAGAGAGAGGAGGAGGAAAAACUUGAAAAGGAACUCCAGCGACUCCAGGAACUCCAGCAUCUUCGAGUGGCCAAGAAGAAGAAAAAGGAAAAAGCAAAAGAGCCGUCAAAGACAGAUCCCGUUCUCCAAACCCCUCAGCCUUUAAAAGAGACAGCUAAGAACGCACUAGAAAAUUUUCACCAUGUUAAUAUCCAGUCGUUUGACAACAUUAUGAAAUCAUCCGUUUCGCCCACAUGGGUGCCCGUUAGUAACGAGCGAACAAUUUCUGACUCUGUUUUUUUAAAUCACACUUUAUUAAAUGGCAAAGGGUCAAGGCCGUCACAUUGUGCAGAACUGCAGAAAGAAGCAAAAUUCAAAGCGCAGGUAGUAUCGGAUUUUUUUCAUUCAUCUGCACUUAAAGAAUGUAGCAGCAAAACAAAACUGAAAGCUUCUCUUAGCAGAACCGAACAAGAGGUGGCCAAGAGGUCCCCUGAGGGGCCCAGAAUUGUAGAGCAGCAGCCGAAGGCCACUCACAAGCCCCACGUAGAAUGUAAGGUUAAAACUGCAGAAGAGCUCUCGAUCAACGGCAUGAAGAAAGAUGACAAACUUCUGUAUAUAAAUGGCAAGAAGCAGCUUAACCACUUCAAGGAAGAGAAGGCCACCUCAUUCAACGAGUCGCCCUUUCAGCCUGAAGAUCACCAGAAUUUGUUGCACUCCGCAGAAUCUCCACAACCAAAAGGAAAGACAAAGAAAAGCAAAAAGAAGAAAGGAGAACGGCUCAAUAAUUCAAUCGAUGACGUAUUUUUACCCAAAGAUAUCGAUCUAGACAGUGUAGAAAUGGAUGAGACAGAACGGGAAGUAGAACAUUUUAAAAGGUUUUGUUUGGACUCGGCCAGACAGACCAGACAGCGGCUGUCCAUCAACUGGUCCAACUUUAGCUUGAAGAAGGUGACCUUUGCUGCCCACUGAUGAGAGGAGAAAUGGACACUUUGCAGGAAACCAAUCAAAGAUGGCUCUCUUGACUCAGUUCUGCUGUGCUAGAAGCUACUAUGGCAUCCGAGCCAUUGCUGCCUUGCCUUGUCCUUGUUGCUGCGUUUUCGCCUGAUGAUAUUCUUGCGAAACAUAAAACAAACAAAAGCUACUUUCUACACGGAUUUGUUUGCUUGUGUGCUUUGUAGUCAGUGAGUGGGACGUUUCUUUCAGGUCACCCUUGUUCUUCGUGGUGUUGGCCUUCGGUAAUCCAGGCUGCUUGCACUCGUCUGUGGAUUGAGGCCUCCCAGCAACACAACAAAAUGUGACCAAACAAACAAACAAACCAAAACGACGGGUUUUCUCUUUUAUUUUUAUUUGUUUUGUUACGUUCUCGACUUCGCUUGCCACUCGCAUUUCAUGCAGCAGACUACUGACGGAGACAAACCCGCUUGGUUGCCAUCUCUGCUUUCCAGACGGGUCACUCGGUCACUCGCUCGCUCGCUGGGUCGGUCCUCACUUUGCAGUCACACUCCGUGUGUGUGUGUGUGUGUGUGUGUGUUUGUUUUUUUCUUUUUUCUUCCCUCGGCUUGCAGAAUGAAUUUUAAGAAGAGAACAAAACUCGCACUGUCGGUCUCUAGAGUGUCUAUUGUGUUAACACUGAAGCCUAUCGGCCUACUUUUUAACAUAUUGUUAAGUAAUAAUUCAAAUCUUGUCUUUCUUUUUUGAAAGAUGGAAUACAGUAGUAUGGCAGGAA